Molecule: messenger RNA, 1191 nt
Organism: Mesorhabditis spiculigera
Lineage: Eukaryota; Metazoa; Nematoda; Chromadorea; Rhabditida; Rhabditidae
Source: the annotation of a GenBank genome assembly
AUGAGGUUACCGGUACCUAUAAUCGCCAAGCUGAAGCGUGCACAUCCACUCGACGAGGGACUCGCCUCUGGGCUCUACGAUGAGACGGAUCUUAUUUUUAUGCAAAGCAAGAAAAUGCUGACAGCUGCAGCACUAGGUGCCAGCUCAUCCGGCGCAUCCGCAGGAGCCACAAGCCCGGCGACGACACCGGUAUCCCUCCUCCAGCAAAAUCUACUCCCCUACUCCUCAGCCGCACAACUGGCAGCGAUGCAGCCGAUUUAUCAACAGAUGGCCCUCCAGCAACAACUCCAGGCACAACUACCAGGUGCUGGUGCUGCACAACCCGGCGGUUAUGAGGGAAUUCCGAUCUUCAUCGUCAACCAACAGGCCGGCACAAAUUCGGUGUCAAUGGCUGCGCUACAGAAAGCUGCUGAAAUUCAAGCCACGAUUCUUGCUAAUGCUGCUCAAGAACCUAAAGUGGACACAAGCAAGCAUCACCAUGUCUUCGUUGGCGAUCUAUCCCCUGAAGUCACCAAUAAUAUGCUAAAAGACGCCUUUGCCGGUUAUGGUGAAAUUUCUGAAGCAAAAGUCAUCCGCGAUUCACAAACCCAAAAAUCCAAAGGAUAUGGUUUCGUCUCCUUCCCUAUCAAAGAGCAUGCUGAGAAGGCGAUGACAGCGAUGAAUGGACAGUGGAUAGGGAAGAGGGCUGUAAGGACGAAUUGGGCCGCCAGAAAGCCACAAGAUGAGAAUCGAAAUACAUUGACAUUCGAACAGGUCUUCAACUCAACAAAAGCUGAUAACACCUCAGUGUAUGUUGGAAAUAUCAGCCAAGCUACCACGGAAGAAUCGUUGCGGGAGCCGUUUUCCGCAUAUGGGGAAAUUAGCGAAAUUAGGAUGUUUAAGGCACAGGGUUAUGCUUUUGUGAGGUAUGAUCGGAAGGAAGACGCAACAAAGGCAAUUAUGGAAAUGAAUGGGAAAGAGGUGGCUGGGCAGUUGGUACGCUGCAGCUGGGGUCGCACACAGCAGGCUCAAGUGCAAACCCAAGCCACGCCACUCCUGUCGGACCUUGGAAGCUCCCUCCUCACCUCUCCACUCCUCCAACCACAACUCGGGCUACAACAACUCACUUCAGCAGCAGCUGCCUCUCAAUAUCUACCAUUCUACCCCCAAUAUUACGGUGGAGCCGGCCUUCUACCCCAAUGGCCCCAAGUC